ACUCAGCCUAGUCCAACAAGCACUGGGACCUGGCUCUCAACGAACCUCGGCACAAUGGUAUUCGCAUUUUGGAAGGUCUUUCUGAUCCUAAACUGCCUUGCAGGUCAGGUUAGUGUGGUGCAAGUGACCAUACCAGAUGGUUUCAUGAAUGUGACUGUUGGAUCUAAUGUCACUCUCAUCUGCAUCUACACCACCACUGUGGCCUCCCGAGACAAGCUUGCUAUCCAGUGGUCUUUCUCACAUAAGAAGGAGUUGGAACCACUUACCCACAGCCCGUGCCUCAAUACUGAGGGUAUGGAGGAAAAGGCAGUCAGUCAGUGUCUAAAAAUGGUGCAUGCAAGAGACGCCCGGGGAAGAUGUAGCUGGACCUCUCAGAUUUACUAUUCUGAAGGUGGACAAGAAGGAAGCUCUGGGCAAUUUAAAGAUCGAAUUAUAGGGUCCAACGAUCCAGGUAAUGCGUCCAUCACUAUUUCGCAUAUACAACCAGCAGACAGUGGAAUUUAUAUCUGUGAUGUUAACAACCCCCCAGACUUUGUCGGCAAAAAUCAAGGCGUCCUCAAUGUCCGUGUGUUAGUCAAACCUUCUAAGCCAUUCUGUAGUAUUCAAGGAAGACCAGAAACUGGCCACAUUAUUUCACUUUCCUGCCAUUCUGCUCUUGGAACACCUUCCCCAGUGUAUUACUGGUAUAAACUUGAGGGAAGCAAUAUCGUGCCAGUGAAAGAAAGCUUCAACCCAACCACCGGAAUUUUGGUCAUUGGAAAUCUGACAAGUUUUGAACAAGGUUAUUACCAGUGUACUGCCAUCAACAGUCUUGGCAAUAGUUCCUGUGAAAUCGACCUAACUUCUUCACAUCCAGAAGUUGGAAUCAUUGUGGGGGCCUUGGUGGGUACCCUAGUAGGUGCUGCCAUCAUCAUCUCUGUUGUGUGCUUCGCAAGGAUCAAGGCAAAAACAAAGGAAAGGAAGAGAAAUUCUAAGCCUACCACAGAACUCGAGCCUAUGACAAAGGUAAACCAAAGUGCAGAGAGUGAAACAAUGCCAACAGAAGACGCCACCCAACUAGAAACUUUACCAUCUUCCAUUCAUGAGACUGGCCCUGCUACCAUCCUGGAACCAGACCAUGAGCCAGACUCUAUCCCGGAGAAUGCUGCAGGACAGGAGCCUGUGCCAGUGCCUGACCUUGAGAUUGAGCUAAAGCCAGAGCCAGAUCUGGAAUUGGAACUGAAACCCGAACCAGAGCUAGAGCCUGACAUUGUAGUUGAGCCCUUAAGUGAAGAUGAAAAGGGAAUGGUUAAGGCAUAAGCUAGUGGCCUAAGUACAUUCAUCAUUAAGGAACCCAUUCCCAGCAUUUGGAUUUCAGUUGACCUAACCAGCCCCCACCUCCUCCCUUCAUUUUGACCAACCCUCUUCUAACAAGGUGCUCAUUCCUACCAAGUACUCAGAAUAAACAGGCCAAGAUAACUACUAAAUAAACAAAGGUUCCUGUAUUACUGGUAUAGAGUACUAACAAUUUGACUAACA
This is a messenger RNA of Carlito syrichta (Philippine tarsier), 1518 nucleotides long. RefSeq names its product V-set and immunoglobulin domain containing 1 (gene VSIG1). The coding region runs from base 55 to 1299 and encodes 414 amino acids. Gene Ontology annotation, cellular component: plasma membrane. The record is from RefSeq and is a predicted model, not a curated record. Gene Ontology annotation, biological process: epithelial cell morphogenesis; maintenance of gastrointestinal epithelium. The transcript is spliced from 8 exons. Lineage: Eukaryota; Metazoa; Chordata; Mammalia; Primates; Tarsiidae.